Fusarium fujikuroi IMI 58289 is the source of this 1002-nucleotide messenger RNA. RefSeq lists its product as uncharacterized. Bases 1 to 1002 code for a protein of 333 amino acids. The transcript is spliced from 2 exons. Lineage: Eukaryota; Fungi; Ascomycota; Sordariomycetes; Hypocreales; Nectriaceae. The record is from RefSeq and is a predicted model, not a curated record.
AUGGCGGAAAAUUACGUCCUUCGAAUCACAGCUGGCCCUGAUUACGACCAAUCUCAGCAGGUCGAGGUCCCAGUCAACACCGCCAAGCCCAUCACCAUCAAGAGCGAUCGCGCUGAUAUUGAGCUCAAUGUUCGCGUCAACGACUACAAAGGCCUUCCUCGCAACUCACCAACGACUUCACCAUACUUCUCAACCGAGCCUCACGCUUACAACAAGGAUCAAUACAGCAUCUCAUUCCGCUUCACGCCAAAGAAGCCCUCCAACGAUGAGAGCGAUGGAAUCAAGGCCACGGAUCUUCAGUUUGGCAAUGACUUUGAUCAUCCCAUUCGAGAUCGUCUACCGCCUGGUUUCAACACGGCUAUGAGUAUAGUGCGCUGGUGGAUUGAUCCUGGUCUGGAUGGCGAUGCCUAUGCUGAUAAGCCCUUUUUGUAUGGUCCUGCAUUGAGUUCUUUCAACACUAUCCAUGUGGGCAAAGGCGAGUUUGAUAAAGAGAAGGGUGGUCUUUGGUUUGAAGAGGGUGGCGAUGAAGAUGGUCUCGAAGCUCGUGAGGAAGUCGGCGCUCCUCUUACCAGCAAGGCGAGAAUGAAAUGGGCUCUCAGAGCUGACGCCAAAGAGAAGUGGGUGUUUGAGUAUGACCAGACAUACGGCUUCGACUUCUUCAAUCCGUAUCUCAACUUUUCAGACCUCGCGUUGAACCUACCUGGCUUCCAGCUCCCCAUCAUGAAGUACUGGGACGGUCAAGGUCUCAGAUAUGUCUUGCGCAACAAGGAAACCGGGGAGCCGUACCUUGUGAUUCUGUUCUCGCUGUAUCACAAGGAUUAUGUAAAUGAGGAUGGGUCAUUGAAGGACGGGGCACAGGAUUCUUUCAAAGGACCUGAGAAGGUUACUGAAGGUGAUGAGGAGUUUGAUGGGGACGGGGCGCUGAAGGAGGCGACGGAACAAUUGGGACCGAAGAUUGAUGAGAAGGGGAGCGAGCAGACGAGUGUUGACGAUCUUGACUAG